This is a messenger RNA of Xenia sp. Carnegie-2017, 1545 nucleotides long. Its product is annotated as follistatin-related protein 5-like. The record is from RefSeq and is a predicted model, not a curated record. NCBI's taxonomy places the organism in Eukaryota, Metazoa, Cnidaria, Anthozoa, Malacalcyonacea, Xeniidae. Bases 307 to 864 code for a protein of 185 amino acids. The transcript has 3 exons.
AGUUCUUCAAUCAAGCAUCAAUGCUGCAGUAACACCGUCACCUUACAAUGCAUUUUACGUCUUUGCUGGCGAUCAUAUUCACAUCAUUGAACCAGAAAGCAGAACACUUGUUGGUACAAUAACAAAUACAACAACACCAGGACUUUGUGUGAAAGGAGGGAGUAGCAACGCGUGUAGAUUCACUGAUGCCAGAGUCAUCAACGGACAAAUGUAUGGCUCAGAUUAUUAUGGAAAUGCAAUAAAAAUCAUCGAUUUGAAAACACAAAAAGUCAUAGAAAGGAUUCCAACGGAUACAACCCCAGAUACAUGUAUGAUGUACACUGGUACAAUGAAAUCUGGGUACACUCGUGGACUCUCGCUACAUUUGCCGUCGUCAAGACGGACAAGCGCAUUCUUACCCACAAAGCUGUACGAGCUCACACUACUCCAGGAUUCACCCACGGUGAUAUGUUGGCAGAUGAAAAGUUGUGGGAAGGUCAAUAUGGCUACGUCUCUCAUUUCAGAAACGAUGGAAUACAUAAAGUGAAUUUGGUAGACAAAUCAUAUGCAGGAUACGUGAAUCUUUCAGCAUACAACUGUACAGGCACUUGGAGAAUGGGUUACUCUACUUAUAAUCAGCGUGUUUACGUCGACUGCAGACAGAAUCGCCGCGAGAUGAGAACACUUGAAAUGGACCCUACAACUGACAGAGUAACCCGAGUCUUCCAAUUUCCAGGAAAUCCCCACGUUUCUCCAAAUGGUCGUUUCAUAGUUUCGGUAUACAAUCGUAACGGCGUCAGUACAUCAACAUACUCGCUCUGUCUGGAUCGGACGCAACGCAUUACCCUCAACUUUCGUUCAACGAGGAAGGCGCGUCCGAUGUAGUUUUUUACCCAAAGCGUUCAAAUCCCGAUUCCUAUUACGUAUUUGUCGCACUUGGAAACACAAACACGAUGGCCGUCAUUGAUUUGGAUUUAGCUUCAGUAAAAGACAACAACGCUGUGAAAUACAUCAAUGACGUUGACUCAGUUCAACCAAGUCGUUGGGGUGCUUCGCGAUAUUUAUUUAUAAAUGGAAAAUGGAUCAUUUCGGUGGCGUCAAAAUCGAAGACUGCCGUCAUCGUUGAUGCCGACACCCAUAAGGUUCAUGCUAAAAUUCCAAACGUUAACUCCGGAAGAUUGGCGAUCUGGGUAGACGAUCCUAAUUCUGGGACAAGUGGACCUAAGUCCUUCGUGGUGAUGAUUUGGCUUUGUCUGUCAUUGAAAUUUUUCUUUUAAAGUGUGAAACUUUUUCCAUUGCAAAUUACAUUACCUUUUGUCGUCACAUCUUCACUUUUUCAAUGAAGCACAGCUUCGAUUUUUUACACAAUUGCUAUUUAUAAAAAACGAUUUUUAGAUUUGCCUCAGCGACAAAGUCUUUUACCACUAAACUUUAUGUAACUCUUCGCUUGGUGUCGGCAUAUAAAUUUCAUUUCAUUGUUCAACAUUGAGACCAAGCCGACCCAAACUUUUACUCUUAAAAUGUAAAUUUUUCAAAGAAAUUAUAAUUCAUUUCUUUAGAAAAUUA